AUGAUAUAUCCGUAUUCUGUGCACCUUAGUGCUGUUGCAUCGCCUGAUUGGUAUACAACCUUCCUUCGCCAAGGUAAGAUACCUGAUGAUGAGGACUCUGCCUUACGGCCACCUUUAUCCAAGCUAUGCCGAGACCUCGAUGCUCGCUCAGCCCGCAGGGCUCAGGAGCCUGUCCGACAAAGCCUAGGCCAGCCCACUACUGCGUACAACAGACAGAUCACAGAGGCACAUUCUUUUACCGAUGCGCAUUUCAAGGAGCUAAUACCAAGCUUGCCAUGGAUGGAAAUCCAUGGCGUUCGCCCUGCUCGUCUGGAGGUCCCAUACCGAAGGCAAAAGGGAAACCCCCUCGAUGCGCUCGAAUCGAUGGCGUAUCCGGUGCGAUAUAUCCUAGCUUGGGUUCGUGGACCGCACAAUUGGCAUCCACUCAGCGGUCACUCCAUGUCGACGGUCGACGCCAACGCCAACGCCAACGCCAACACCGGCAAACCCACGACCACCAUGGCACCAACAACACUACCUCACCCACACCCGCGCCCAGGAUCACUACACGCUAGCUGGCGAGAUCCGCUGUGGGCUAUUGCAACCACGGCUUAA
Messenger RNA from Colletotrichum paranaense, 594 nucleotides. RefSeq lists its product as uncharacterized. The transcript has 5 exons. Bases 1 to 594 code for a protein of 197 amino acids. Lineage: Eukaryota; Fungi; Ascomycota; Sordariomycetes; Glomerellales; Glomerellaceae. The record is from RefSeq and is a predicted model, not a curated record.